Molecule: messenger RNA, 1446 nt
Organism: Cuscuta epithymum
Lineage: Eukaryota; Viridiplantae; Streptophyta; Magnoliopsida; Solanales; Convolvulaceae
Source: the annotation of a GenBank genome assembly
GGUGGGUACAACAUGGUUCUUAAAAAAACUCCUCUGCCAAGAAAACUCCGCCUGAAUCCUUCGAAGACCGAGACAAAACCGCCCCCUUGCUCAAGUGAAGCAUCUGUAUUUACCUUCCACCUACCCUCGCCAGGUAGCUGCCAAAGUAGAGGACCUCCCUGCCGAUUACCUGCUAAACAACAUUCGGACGCUGCGCUUUCAUCCAGCCCUCAACGAAGCUUCCGGCCUUCUUCAGAAUCUGUGAUUCCUUCAGCUGUUUCCCGUUCCAGAGCCGCUGGUUCCUCUCGUUGCACAGCCCCCAACACCCAAGCACCACUCUGGUAAGAUCUUCUUCCUUCAAAUUUUGUUGAAGCCAAUCUAGAGCUGAGUUGCCCGCCAUACGCCAUUCCAGUGCUUCCAAAGCUUUCUUAGCUACCUGACAGGCUAAUUGGGAAGAUUCAUCGCCGGAGCUUGCACGGUGACGACUGACGAGGAGUCUGAAUCCCAGUCUAGUCGAAUAAAGUUGAUCAGCCCUCCGGGCGUAAGGCGUUGCAUCCGAAGCGUGAAUCUGAUUUCUAAAAGAAGGAGAUGGCAGGUUCAAAAGAGCUUAAUUGGGAAGGAAAAACCACAGCAAGCUUAAAUGGUCCAAAAGCACACAAAGUAUGGUCUGUCUUGGUUGAAGACUUCUCCGACAUUCACAAAUGGCUCCCCAACUUAGAUCAGAGCCAUCAUGUUGAAGGAGUGAAGGGAGAGGUUGGAUGGGUCCGGUAUGUCGCCUCCACGGCAUCAUCGGGCAACGAAAAUAAGGUAAGAUGGUGUCGCGAGAGGCUGGUUAGCAUUGACCACGACGGAAAGUGUAUGAGCUAUCAAGUUUUGGAAAACAACAUCGGGAUCAAGAGCUACAUUGCUACGCUCAAGGUGUUGCCCACAUUGGACGGUGAUGAUGAGGUCGGGUGUGAGAUCGUGUGGUCCUACGUUGCUGACCCUAUUGAUGGGAUGACCAGUGAUGCAUUCUUUGGUUUCAUCUCAUCUUCUCUAAAGGGGAUGGCUGCAACAUUGGAAAAAGCUUUGCAAUCUACCUUGAUUGAUUAGUUAAUGAAUCUUUGUGGGUGAACUUGAGUCUACACCUCUCUUCAAUCUCAUGUCGUGUAAGAUUUACUUUUUUCGAUCAAUUAUAUUGAAAGUUGAUCAAGUAUAUAUUUCCAUACCAAAAUAUUUAGUCUUCUGUCAGCAAUUCCUCUGGAGUAUCUUUUGAUAUUAUAUAAAUAAAUUUAUGAUAUGACUUGAUCUUGAAAUCUGUAUGCUCGUGGUUGAGUUUUAGUUGAACUGACCGCUCAUUGAGCUCAAUUCUAUCUGAUUAUGGGGUUUCGUAUCAUCAUAAUGUAAUACAGCGUGUGCUUGUAUAAAAAUAAACCCUUCAAUUAAGAAAUCUCUUCAAUGUUAGUCCAUUUUAUAUUCUCUAUUUCA